Messenger RNA from Glarea lozoyensis ATCC 20868, 2706 nucleotides. Its product is annotated as ATPase of HSP90 chaperone/DNA topoisomerase II/histidine kinase. Bases 1 to 2706 code for a protein of 901 amino acids. The transcript is spliced from 2 exons. Gene Ontology annotation, molecular function: phosphorelay sensor kinase activity; histidine phosphotransfer kinase activity. Gene Ontology annotation, biological process: protein autophosphorylation; phosphorelay signal transduction system. The record is from RefSeq and is a predicted model, not a curated record. Lineage: Eukaryota; Fungi; Ascomycota; Leotiomycetes; Helotiales; Helotiaceae.
AUGCAGGACACAAAUGAACAUCUUGAUAUACCGACAAGACCGCCAGGUCCUAGAACGUAUAAAGCACAUCGACAGCGGAUCCGGCCUCGUAUUGUGAUCGAGAUCAAAGGUUACUCAAGGGGGACAGGCCAUGCGGCCAUGGAGGAGGAAUUGGGAGAAUCACAAACAGAAAAUCUGAUCGACAGAGAUACAUUAUGCUUACCCGAUUUUGCUCAGAAUGAUGUGGUUCAUGGUGGAGAUGGCCGAUUCAAGCAUGUCGCCCGUCAGUAUUUUCCCUCUGCGGAGAGCAAUGCCACGGAACGAUUGGUCAAGCUCAAAACACGCCUUCGACAGGCUUCAACUCACGAUUUUUGGGGUUUAUUGAUGGAGGAAAUGUGUGACAUAACCGGCUCGCAAUGUGGAUUUGUCGCAAAAAGAAUGCUCGUGGACGAUCAAGAUAGUGCGGUAGAAAUGCCCGAACUGGGAGCACCAGGUUCUUGUUUAAUGGGUGUCGCAUUCUACGUCAACAAUGGCGCCAAUGUGAAAGAACUGUAUCGAGACUAUCGAUAUCAUGCGUACGGGACACCAUGCGCUUAUAUGAAGCACGACAAAGUAUUUAUCGUUCCGGAGAGGAUGAAUGAGUUUAUUCCCAACAAUCCGAACGAGAUGCCGUGGAAGCAGUCAGAAGCCUUCAUCGGGCUUCCAUUGUUUAGCGAGGGAAAGAACUUUGCUCAUUUCGGUCUGAUCUGGUCAACUGAGGGUGCGUCGAAGAGGAAACUGGGGUGGAGUUUUAUUGAGAUGUUUCUACACUCAUUGGAGGAUAUGAUUCUUCAGCGUAUUCUUGAAGGCCGUGGGUUUGCAAAAGAUGCUCCGACAGAUUCCGAGUCAGCCAAGGUAAUACCAUUAUCAGCAAUCACGGCAACUCAAUCCUUGAAACCAUACGCUCGAAGCCUGUCUCAUGAACUGAGAACACCUAUGCAAGGCGUGGUUGGGAUGCUGGAUAUCAUGUACUCGACCGUCUUGGACGCUAUCUCAAAUCAAUCAAGCGACAGGGUGCGAGACGUGUUCACGAUUCUCAAAAAUCAUAUUGAGACAGUACAAGAAAGCUCGCGACGUGCAGUGGAUGCAGCUGAUAACGUUGUACAUGCGUAUGACCUCAAUAUGCAGAUGCCAGAAACCCCUCUAACUCCCGACUCGACUUACCAGCCCUCAUUAUCGAUUGCACCGUCGGCCAUACAAAGCCCUGCUCCUGAUUCUGCCAUGUUUCUGCUACCUGCUAGCAGUAAGAGAGAUUAUGCUGAUGAAGAUGAAGAUGACUGUCAUACCGGGCGACCGCGGAAGCGAAUGUUUACCAUUACAGAAGCAGAAAUAUUAAGAAAGUAUUAUCCUGACGAUGCUAUCUCGUCAUGCGGUGUCUGCGGAGUUGUUACCGCAACGGAUACACCUACGUUGUUUUCACCUGGACUGGAUAAGAUCAUGCUCGAAGACAAAGAUACAACAGUCAUAGUACCAGCUACACUUAGUCCUGGUCAUCGAAGACUGGUCACCCGAACAUUUUUGCGAGAGUUGGUUGACGAAGCAUUGAAAAGUGGGCAUCCCAGCAAGGAAGUACAUACCGAGACGGAAUUGGGCGAAACGGUCGAAAUCACUACCACAGGUCCAAGAGGAGAGGUCCAUAAUAAGCUGGUUUCGCUGAGUGUGGAGGCUUCCGUACCUGAAGUGAUCAUUGUUGAGGAGGCCCAUCUGCAGUUCGCCCUGCAAAGGAUUAUCGACAAUGCUAUCAAAUUUACGGAUGAAGGUCGUAUAGAAGUUACGGUUCGAAUGGCUCGGAAUCUGCAGCUUGUAGAGAUCUGGGUAUCGGAUACUGGCUGCGGUAUUGCUGAGGAAGCAAAGUCGCAAAUUUUCACGCCUCAUUUCCAGGAAGAUGCAUCUAUCAGUCGGUCUCGAGAUGGAUUGGGUUUGAGUCUUUUCAACGCCAAGGCACAUGUGAGGAAGAAUUUGGGGGGUGAUUUGACAUUGGAGAGAUCAGCUACAGAAGGACCAUCUAGAGGAUCCGAAUUUCUUCUCCGGCUUCCAAUUUCAACUUUCGAUCUCGUUAAUCUGGACGCUCCAUUAAUCAAAACACCGCCGAAUGGCACAUUUGCUGUUGCCGACGUCGCUGCCAGUCUUCCAAGUCCAGGCAUAGGAUUCACAAUACCUACGAAUGCGGAUCCCGCCGAGACCAAGAUGAUUCCAUCUGGGCCCGCUUCUCGUCCAACGAUGGCUCGAAAGCAGGUUAGCAAGCGCUCCUCUGUGAAGUCGCAAUUAGCAACCGAAUACCCGCUCAACAUCCUCAUUGCCGAAGACAACGAGACGAACCGCAAGGUGUUGAUAGCAUCUCUGAAACGUCUCGGCUACAACCCCGAAAAGAUCGUGGUCGCCUUUGAUGGCGUAGAGGCAGUAAAUCAUUACAUUACAUCCUUAACGAAACCGAGGGACCAACACUUCGACCUUAUACUUAUGGAUAUCUGGAUGCCGAAUAUGGAUGGAUUUGAAGCUGCGACGCGCAUCUUCGAGAUGGCAAAGGAUGGUGAGACAACGAUACCGAAAAUCAUGGCUGUGACGGCAGAUAUCACAGGUGAUUGUUUAGAGAAGAGUCAGGAUAUCGGGAUGGGGUUUCUCGCAAAACCAUAUAAGAUACCGAUGAUUGAGGGGCUGAUUGUGGAACAUUUCCAAGCCAAGGAGUGA